Molecule: messenger RNA, 435 nt
Organism: Hirsutella rhossiliensis
Lineage: Eukaryota; Fungi; Ascomycota; Sordariomycetes; Hypocreales; Ophiocordycipitaceae
Exons: 3
Coding region: 1-435 (144 amino acids)
Source: RefSeq, a predicted model, not a curated record
AUGCCGGCAGCAGCAACCUUCCUGCCCGCGGUAGCAGUUAUCGUCUUCUUGCCCGUGCCGGCAGCAGCAACCUUCCUGCCCGCAUUAGCAGUUAUCUUCCUACCCACCGACCUAGUCCCCGACGGGCUAGUCCCUAACGACCCGGACUACGAGACCGAGCUAGCCCCCGACCUAGGCUACGAGACCGAGCUAGCCCCUAACCUAGGCUAUGAGACGGAUCUAGCCCCUAACUGCUUAGACCCGUACGACCUAGACUGCCUAGUUUACCUAUAUGCCGAGGAAGCCGACGAGGAAGCUAUCGAGGAAGCUAACGUAGAAGCCGUCGAGGAAGCCGAUAAAGAAGCCGACGAGGAAGCCGUCGAGGAAGCCGACGAGGAAGCCGACGAGGAAGCCGACGAGGAAGCUAAAGAAUAUUCCGACGAAGAAGACUACUAA